Molecule: messenger RNA, 805 nt
Organism: Equus caballus (horse)
Lineage: Eukaryota; Metazoa; Chordata; Mammalia; Perissodactyla; Equidae
Source: RefSeq, a predicted model, not a curated record
ACCUCAUGUGGGAGGCUAGGUUAUCCUCAUGGAGGCUUGGUUCUAGGUUCCUCUGUUUCCAAGGCUGAGCAUUCUGAUGGCUAGGGCAAGGAGGGAACUGUCCAUGGUUCUGGAGUGAACGGGAAAAGAUGUGAGGGGGUGCAGUUGGACUUUCUCUCUACCGAGGACUGAAACAUCCAACUUUGAGAGCCCCUUGGGAGAUGAGAUCCUGCCUUACGAUGGGGAGAUGCCAGAACACGGGACAAUGGAGGCUCCUAUGGAGGGACUGACCUUGCUGGAGGAAGAGGAGGAGGGAGGCUCUGGAGGUGAAGAUGCCCCUGAGGAAGAGGGGGCUGUCAAAUCAGUCUCAGCCCUAGAAGAGGUGGACAAGGACUUUCAGUGCCCUAAGGAAGAGGAUACAGUCAAACAGGGCAGCUGCUGGCACUUUUACUGGGGUGAUGGCAGUGCCUGGAAGAUUUGGUACUGGGCUCUCAGCCAGCCCCUGGCCUCUGGUGGCAGCUGUGUGUCCAUGUGGAACCGAGGUGAUGUGGAAGUGGGAAUGAAAGAUGACAAGGCAGGGGAAGUGGGAGGGGCUUAUGGAGGUGGUGCUAGGAAGACGUGGACCCUCCAAGGGAGAGGCCUUCUGGAUCUUCAAACUUCAUUUUCAAAGGUGGCUGGAGAUUACCUCAUUGCAAGGCGUUCCUUCUGUGUGUCUGUUCCUACUUAGCAGGACCCAGUCCGGAGUUCAGAGCCGCCCCCUCCUUGGGCCCUGCCUCCCCUCCCAUGCCUGCAGCCCCUUCCUCCACCACCCAGGAAUAAAAUUAUU